AUGACCUUGUAUGUGCUGGAGGACCUUGCCUGGUCCCCCGAAGAGCUAACUGCGGGGUUUGGUGAGACUCAGCUGGCCUUUGUGUCAAAGCCCAAACACAGAUGCCUAAUCAAAGAUUACCAUCAGUUCCUGGCCUUGAUGUUUGCUGUCAGGGAGGUGAAUAAGGAUCUAGUUCUCCUCCCCAACAUCACCCUUGGCUUCCGCAUCUAUGAAAAUAAGAAGAUGGAGAGGAAUAUUUUCUUAAACAGCCUCUCCCUGCUCUCCACACGGCGCCGAAUGGUUCCAGGUUACAAAUGUGACAGGCAGGAGACUCUGCUCUCUGUCAUUGGAGGUCACAACUCCAAAUCCUCAAGGCAGAUGGCCUCCAUCUUCAGCAUCCUCAAAGUCCCACAGCUUCUUCCCUAUUUGAGGAACGUUCAGUUCAACAACAGUGCUGGAGAUGAAGUCUCCUUCUCAGAAAAUGGCCUGGGAUCUGCUCGUUAUGAUCUUUUCAACUGGGUUCUGCUCCCCAACGAAUCUUUUGUCCCUGUGAAAGUUGGACAAAUAGAUCCCGGGGCUCCCGCAGGACAGGAUUUCACCAUUAACUCUGAUGCAAUUGUCUGGGCAAAAAAGAAGGUGCCCUUUGCCAGGUGUGGCAUGAAGAGGUGCCAGGCAGGAGAGAGGAAAAGAGUUCCAGAGGGCGAGCAGGUUUGCUGCUACCAAUGUGACCCUUGUCCAGAAGGGACCAUUUCUAACCAGACAGAUUCUGCAAGUUGUGAUCCCUGCCCAGAAGACCAAUAUCCCAACAAGGAGAAGGACCACUGCGUUGCCAAGAAGAUCCACUUCCUUUCCUAUCAAGAAACCUUGGGAUAUACUUUGUCUUCUCUCACACUUUCUCUCUCGAUGACCACAUUAACUGUGCUGGCAGUUUUCCUUAAACAUCAUGAUACACCGAUUGUCAAGGCCAACAACCGAGAUCUCACCUAUAUCCUCCUGGUCUCCCUCUUGCUCUGCCUCCUCUGCUCUUUCCUUUUCAUUGGUCGACCCAGGAAGAUCACCUGUCUCUUCCGACAAAUUACCUUUGCCAUUCUUUUUUCCCUGGCAGUUUCCUCUGUGUUGGCAAAAACUGUCAUGGUGGUUCUGGCCUUCAUGGCUACCAAACCAGGGAACAGGGCAAGGAAACUCUUAGGAAAACCACUGACCAACUCCAUUGUCUUAGCUUGUCCCCUGGUCCAAGCAGUUCUUUGUGCCACCUGGUUGGUAACCUCUCCCCCAUUUCUCAACUUUGACUUUCGCUCCUUGGUGGGAGAGGCCAUCUUGGAAUGUAGCGAAGGUUCAGCUUCUAUGUUUUACACUGUCCUCUCUUACCUGGGUUUCUUGGCCCUCGUCAGUUUCACUGUGGCCUUUUUGGCUAGGAAAUUGCCUGACAGCUUUAAUGAAGCCAAGUUCAUUACUUUCAGCAUGCUGGUCUUUUGCAGUGUUUGGAUCACUUUCCUCCCCACCUACCUGAGCACCAAAGGGAAGUCCAUGGUGGCCGUGGAGAUCUUCUCCAUCUUGGCCUCUGGGGCUGGUCUCUUGGCUUGCAUCUUUUUUCCCAAAUGCUACAUUAUUCUAUUCAGGCCCAAUCUUAACUGUAGGGAAAAUAUGAUAAGGCCCAAAAAUCUCUAACUGAUGCAUGCCUGGGAAUGUUUUAAAAUUUUUCUUUGAGGUAUAUUUAGUAUCUUAUGUCAUUUUAAAAACAUGAUGACAGAGAAAGAGGAACACGUCCAGUAAACAAUCCCUUACCAAGUGGUAUAAGUGAUUACAAUAAGAAUCACUUGUCUGAGGUGGGCAGAUAUAGAAAUUGAAUGAAUCAGUCAAUGAAUGAAUAAAGGGACCUGCUAUCAGCAAUUAUCAUGCAGCUUUUUUAUCCCAUAUCCCAGUUUUCCACAUUGUCGCCCAGUUUACUAUGUAAAAAGAAAGCUUGCUGUUAUAUAUAAAUUCAUUAUUC
Pantherophis guttatus is the source of this 1969-nucleotide messenger RNA. NCBI's taxonomy places the organism in Eukaryota, Metazoa, Chordata, Lepidosauria, Squamata, Colubridae. The record is from RefSeq and is a predicted model, not a curated record.